This is a messenger RNA of Pseudogymnoascus destructans, 923 nucleotides long. RefSeq lists its product as uncharacterized. Bases 79 to 714 code for a protein of 211 amino acids. The record is from RefSeq and is a predicted model, not a curated record. NCBI's taxonomy places the organism in Eukaryota, Fungi, Ascomycota, Leotiomycetes, Thelebolales, Thelebolaceae. The transcript has 2 exons.
CCGCAAAAACCACAACUCACCAGACAAUGCUCUAAGCCAUCCCAAUCACCCACCACUCCCAAUCAACAACUCAAUACCAUGCGCAUCCGACUUCCCUUCGCCGGAGCCUUCCUCAUCCUCCUCCUCGGCGCCGCCUACCUCGGUCUCUCCUCCCUCCAACUCGGCCUGCACAUCAACGACAAAGCCCUCCACACCCUGACCUUUUUCCUCCUCACCCUCUGCUUCUACUGGAUCCUCGACACCUCGCGCCGCCGCACCCUCAACCUCACCCUCUCCAUUUGCACCUUCCUCCUCGGCAUCGGCUCCGAAUUCCUGCAAGCCCUCUUACCAAACGGGCGCGACUUCGACGCCUACGACAUCCUCGCCAAUGUCCUCGGGAGUCUGGCGGCGGUGGGGCUGAGUACCUGGUAUCAUAAGCGGAUGGUGGAGAGGAAGAGGUUGAGAAAGAAUUAUACCGCCGUGCCGGGCGAGGAUGGGGAUAUGGAUCUUGAACUGGGAGAGGGAUCCGGCGCGCAGGAGAGUGGUGUUGUGCCGGGGCAUACGGCGCCCGCGGCGGUGAGUUUGGAGGAGGAGGUUGAUGCGUGGGAUGAGAAUGCAGAGGAUACUUGGGAAGAGGAUGAUGCUGGCGUUGUGAGUCCGGAGGGGAAGGCGGGGAAGGCGCCGAGUGCUAGUAGUAGGGGGGAUGAGGGGGAGGGGAAGAAGAGGGCGGAUUGAGUUGAGCGGGGAUGAUGGUGGGAUAUUUUGAUGAUGGAUAUGAUGAGAGGUCGUUGGGUGUUCGGCGUGUAUACCAUUCGAAAGGAAAGGGUGAUUUUUAUAUAGGUUCGGGAGAGGGGUGUGUAUUUUUGUGCUGUAGGAUCUAUAAACAGUCUGCUUUGAAUACACGGCCUUGCUAGAUAGGGUUUUAAUUCAAUGUUGGAAAUAUG